ACAAUCAAGUACACGAGUAUCCAUAUUGUAUAGUAGAGAUUUAAAGAUAGAAGACACACGCUCAUCCCCUUAUCAUGACCCAGUCAAACCCCUUUCCCACUCUCUCUUCAGAUACCUACUACUAGUAUAACAACUCCUAUUUCUCUUCCGCAUGUCAUUCCAUUCCACCAUCUUUCUACUCUCUCACUCCUUUCUCUUUCAUUUCAAUUAAUCUCUCCCAACAAAAUUGACACAAACAUGUCAAGUCACAACAAGAAAAGGAGAGUUAUUCUCAGCAACACUACUGUUAAACUCGGCUGUUACAGCUGCCGAAAAUCCUCCAAGAAAUUCCUAUUUUUCUUCUCGAAAACCAUUCAUUUUAACCUCCAAAAACUCAAAAUCAAUCCCACGUCCCGCACCUCCUCCUCCGCCUCCUCGCACUUUCACACACCCGUCUUGUCUUUCUCCCCGGCCCCGUCGAGGCCCUUACAGGGAUUCGGGAGGAUCGGCAGCGAUAGCCUCGCUGUCGAAAAAGAUUCGGAUGACCCGUAUCUCGAUUUUCGAAGAUCGAUGCUUCAAAUGAUACUGGAGAAAGAGAUUUAUUCCAAGGAUGAUUUGAAGGAGCUUCUCGGUUGUUUCCUGCAUCUGAAUUCACCUUAUCAUCAUGAGAUAAUUGUUCGUGCUUUCACCGAUAUUUGGAACGGUCUUUACUCUAGUUAUCGUUGAUUCAAGAGCUCUCUCUCGGCGUCCGUUACGCCAAGCCCAACUGCAUGGCCGUGGUGGACUCCACAUGCAAGUCACGUGACUUGUGGCUUAGCUUAAAAGGUUACAUUGUACACUUUGUGACAUUUGUUUGCGUAGGAUUGUAAUGUGUGCCCUUUUUAGUUGUUGCACUAAAGCUAGCUACGUACUCGCUUCUUUUGUUUAGAUUUUAUUUUCCUUUCGAGUAGCCUACCUAGUUCUUUUCUUAUUUGUCCUGUUUUAUUUAAUUUAAAUAUAAGUAUCUUUCAAUUAUUAUAGACAGCCACAGGACUACGUGCUCUUGGUUUCGAGUUCCGGCUGCUGAGUAACCGUCAAAAAUCCCUGUUACAAACAGUAACAUAUGAAUUUGUAAUCGAAAGAUGAAAAAUUGUUGAAUAAAACUAGAAACAUUAUUUUUA
This is a messenger RNA of Daucus carota subsp. sativus, 1139 nucleotides long. Its product is annotated as transcription repressor OFP6. The transcript has a single exon. NCBI's taxonomy places the organism in Eukaryota, Viridiplantae, Streptophyta, Magnoliopsida, Apiales, Apiaceae. The record is from RefSeq and is a predicted model, not a curated record. The coding region runs from base 238 to 705 and encodes 155 amino acids. Gene Ontology annotation, biological process: negative regulation of DNA-templated transcription.